AUGAGUUCAACAGUAUCUUCGGCCCCUUUCUCAAAGGCCGUCGUUGGCGCAAUGCGUAAACUCUACCCCGAGGCGCUCGCCGACAAGGCUUGGGACAACACUGGUCUCCUUCUCGAGUCACCCUUUGAUCCCAUCCGUCGCCAAAUGAACUCGGCCCUCCUCACCAUUGACCUGACCAAGGCCGUUGCCGAUGAAGCAAUUGAACGCGGAGAUUCUGUCAUCGUAGCCUACCAUCCCAUCAUCUUCAGAGGUCUCAAAAGCUUGUCCCUAGCAGACACCCAACAACAAACUCUACUCCGUCUGGCCGCAGAAGGCAUCAGUGUAUACAGCCCACACACAGCAAUCGACUGCGCACCCGGCGGCCUAGGCGACUGGCUCGCCGACAUCGUCUCCGGCACCCCCAUGAGCGCAGAAGAACUCGCGGCCCAAGCAGAAGAAAAGCAAAAAGAGCAAGCCAAAGAGCCAGAAACACCUUCUCAGGGACUCAAACGCCCGACAGCCCAACUCCAACAUCAUCCCAGUCAACUCAGCAUCAAGGACCGUACACUCAAACUCGGAAAUGACACGCACACUCGUCGCCCCAUCACACCUUGCAAAGCCCCAGGAUACGAAAACACAACGGCGGGAAUGGGCCGUAUAGUCCGCUUCAACACCCCCCAACCCCUCCUCGAAAUCAUCGACCGCAUAGGCCGCGGCCUCGGAAACCCAAAGGGCUUCCCCAUCGCAAUCCCCCAAGGAAAAACAAUGGAAGAAAUCGACAUCUCCAGUGUAGCCAUCUGUGCCGGCUCUGGAGGCAGUUUAUUCAGCGGUCUCGGCAAGAAUGGAGAGGAAGAUGUAGAUUUGCUGUUUACGGGUGAAUUGAGCCAUCAUGAAGCAUUGGCCGCUAUUGAGCAAGGCAAAUGUGUAAUCGCACUGUUUCACUCGAAUACAGAGAGGGGCUUCUUACAUGGUGUGUUGAAGCCGCAGUUGGAGAACGCCGUCAAGGAGGAGUGGGAGCGUGUGAGGCAAGAGGAAAAGAAUAAGGCUGGCUUGAGUGAGGAUUACUUGGAGGCGUUGGAGGAUGAUCAUGUGGAAAUUCAUGUCAGUGAGGUUGAUCGUGAUCCAUAUGGUAUCAUGAUCUCCAAGGAUGAGAUUUGA
Molecule: messenger RNA, 1137 nt
Organism: Aureobasidium subglaciale EXF-2481
Lineage: Eukaryota; Fungi; Ascomycota; Dothideomycetes; Dothideales; Saccotheciaceae
Exons: 4
Coding region: 1-1137 (378 amino acids)
Cellular component (GO): mitochondrion; cytoplasm
Source: RefSeq, a predicted model, not a curated record